Molecule: messenger RNA, 4427 nt
Organism: Brassica rapa (field mustard)
Lineage: Eukaryota; Viridiplantae; Streptophyta; Magnoliopsida; Brassicales; Brassicaceae
Product: VQ motif-containing protein 18
Cellular component (GO): nucleus
Source: RefSeq, a predicted model, not a curated record
AUCAUAGGUUUUUAUGAAGUUUUAGCUAGUCGUGUAAAUGGAUUAAUUGUGCAGUGAUCCAGCAUGAAUCGUGGUUAUACUGCUCUAUCAAAUUAGGUUCUUGAAUCCGGCCAUAACCGGUGAGGUAGUUGGCAACACCACAAUUGUGUACAUGGUACCAACUCUUAGUGUAGAGACUAUUUAUUUGUUUUCUUGAGUAUGAGGAUUGAGGAGAUCAUGAAGUCUACAAUCCCGCGUAUAAACAUUAAACAAAGACUGAAGAAAUAUGUUUUUAUAUAAUACAUCUAGUUACAAUAAAAUGUCAAUCCCUAAAAAAUUUGUAUAACCAAACUGACACGCAUAAUGUCAAAUAAUGUUCUAUUCUAUGAAUUAAAUAAAUUUGACCUUUAACAGGUUGAUACAACAUUCAAGUAGUGAAUUAAAAAAAAAACUCGAUAACGUUUUACUAGUUUGGCUAAUGAAGUUGUGCGACCCCUCCGUAUUAUUACCAGCUGUUGUCUUUGUUUGAACUUCGAAUAGUUAAUGUAAUGGAACAAUAUUAAAAAAAUCUAAACAAAAAUACUAGCACUUGCAGAUCGUUGAAGCACAUAUCACGUGUGACGAGUGUCUGUCGUGUCUAUUAAGUUAACAUAGAAUUAGCUUUUGGCCAGUUUUAUGAAAGUCCACGCUAUACAUACAUCACUAUAAAAUAAGAUGUUUACCGUAGACAGUAAACAAUUUCAUAUUCCCUUGAAAAAUAAAUAAUGUUCUGUAUAUAGACGUUUACAAGUAGAAGCAACCCUAGUUUCAGAAGCCAUGUAAGAUUAAUUAUGCCGACAGUUAAGGGCAUCUCCAUCCCUACUCCAUUUUUUUUUCUAAAAUGGAGUAAAAGUGAUUAUGGAGUAAAGAAUGCUCCAACCCAACCCCAUAUCUCACUCCAUAAUGAAGUUUACUCCAUAAAUGGAGUAAUCUAUUUUUUGUUUGUUUAUCACUCCAUUAUAAAGUGGGAAAUAAAGUAGGAUUGGAGCAAUUUUAUUUUAUUUUCACUUUUACUCCAUUUUGAAAGAAAAAAUGGUGUUUUACAUUGGAGAUGCUCUAACAAACUUGUAAAAAAACAAAGUCAAAUUAGCAUCCCAGGGUAAAGUCGAUCAGCUAAGUCAACCCAACCUAAUCAUAAAAUAAAACAUCUCACGCCAUCUAUUUUAUGUUUUUUUUUUUUGCUUAUGAAUUAAUUUUCAAAUACGAUGGUUGGAAAAUUAAUAAUCAUUAUAUUUCGAUAGCGUAAAAGAAACAGAUUAUUCUCUUGGAAAAUUUACAGUUGAUUUUAAUCAUGUUGUUGUUAUGUGUCGUGUGUAAUGGAGGGCAGGUCCAUAGCUGUUUCGUACUGUACUUCUGAGUAUUUUCAUAUUCAGUUUGUAAUUAAUAAAUGUUUCUUAUAUUAAUCUUUUUGACUAACCAACAAUAAUAAUAUUGUAUUUAAUUCUAUAUUCUAUAGUCAUAUCCACGACAUUUUGUGUAUAUAUUCAGGCGCAGAUAAUCCAAAAAUUUGCAUAUCUUAUCUUUAAACAAUACAAAGAAACCUCAAAUCCAAUCCAAACAAAAACCAAAUAUCUUCGUUUGUCUGAAUGGAGAGAAGUUCAAUGAAAGCUAAGCACGAUCUUGAUCAUCUUCCUCACCAAAGCUUUUAUGGAGAUUACUCAAAAACUUUGGUUCCCAAGAACAAGAACUCCCAAAUAAUUACCAAGAUCAAGCCUAAGAUCCGUAUCAUACAUAUAUUUGCGCCGGAGAUCAUCAACACCGACGUCAAGAACUUCCGUACACUUGUCCAAAGUCUGACCGGAAAAACGGAGAUAACCAAAACAAGUCCUAAGAAAAAGACAAAUAUUCCUGCGCCACAGCCUCCACCUCAAGAAUCCGGCCAAGAACAUACGGCGGAGCUGGUGAACAGUAUCAUAGGGAGCCACGUGGUGAAAGAAGAAUGGAGAUCAGGUUCGAACACAAACACUUACUUUGAUUUAGAUGGUUUGAUUGAUCUUGACGAAGACGACAACAUAUUCUCAAGUCGAUGGUUUGAUCUUCAAGUGCAAUAAACUAAAGUAAUCACACUUUGCCCUAAAUCUAGGGCUUCUACUAAACUUGCGAUGGUUCCUAUUGGUUCUGAUGAUUUAAUCAUACGUUCGACUUGGGAUGUAACAAGACAUGGUUAGAGACAUUGACCAUCAUGGUGCUCGAGUUGAGACGACGAUCAUCAUAUCGGUAGCGGGUAUACAUUAUUUGCAUAGAUAUAUACACAUGUUUGGAUUUUUUUGGGUGCUAUUUGAUACAACUUGGUAGGCUGAGACUUUGCCAAGAAAGAGUGUGUAUUGAAGAGUUCAACUUGGUGGACUGAUUUUGCCGUGAGAAGUAAGUUUGAGUUUAUGUAAAAACUCAGCUUAAAAUUGGUGUAACACGUUGUACUCACACAUGCGUGUAUUAACUCUUUUUGAUGUAUUUGUGAUUGACUUUUGCGUUGCACAAGUUUAUAUAUAUGAAAAGGCGAGAAUGAUUGCUGAUGAUGGAAUUGUUUUGUUUCAUCGUGAAAGAUAAAUAUAUGAUUAUUGGAAGCAAGUAAAAUAAAAGUAACAACAUGAUCUUUACCGGAUAACUAUAGUAUUCUCAGUUCUGGAUGUCUGAUAUAUUUGUUCCAAUCUCAAUCAAUAACAUUAUCAGUUUAUUUUGGGAUGACAUAAUGAGAACUGUCGUAAAAAGAUAUAAGAUGACAUGUAAUGUUUUUGUAAAUAAUCAUUAAAGCUACCUUCACUAUUUUUAAUAGUUGGGUUACAUCAUUCAAUGGUUACAUUCUUUAUAAAUUAUAAUGGCAAAGUUUACUAAUGGAGAAAUAAGAAUUUCAAACCGUCCAUUCGACCUAAGUAACGAAUGCUAUGCUGGCUUCAAAGUUUUGUUUCUUUCGUGAAAAAAAUAUACUUAUUUUAUUUGCUUGACAUUUUUACUUUCUUCAAUAAAACAAGUCAUUGAUACCAUAAGUAUAUACUUUUUUAAAAUUGUCAAUUACCCAUAAGUAUAUACUUAUGAUACCCUAUAAGUAUAUAUCAAACAGCUACUUUUAAUACUGUCUUUUAUUUUAGGCGUUAGAAUAGUUGCAAGUGCUUCGAAUCUUGCGAGUCACGGAACUGGAUGAGAUAUAAUCCCAUAACGAACCAACCUGAACGGAAUAUAACCUCAUUGGUUUGGCUCUUCAUUUAGUUUAUUGUUCCGGUUUAGUAGGAAGAAUCCGAGUUUUGGAUUGGUUAUGUUGUAGUACCUGAUGAACACUCAUCAAGGCUGCAAAUAAUUUCAUUAUCUCUCGAUUGAUCGCUAAACUGAACGUGAAUAAUAUUAUAUGAGUUGAUAAAUAUUUUUGAAUAAUAUACAGGUAUACCUCAGAUUAAAAUGUGUAUCAAAUUUUUAUGAAAAAAUACUCAAAAAUAUCAACUCUAUAUUUUACUCUGAUUUUUAUGUCGACAAAUAUUUUUCCCAUUUUUAGUCAAAAUAAAUAAAUAUAUUUUCCCAUUUGUUUCUCUUAAAAUCGGCAAAGACUUUAUUUUAAACCCUUUAUCAACUUGAAUGCAUGUUGAACGUGAGCAAAAUCCAUCUCUAACAAAUACAUUGUUAUUAUUAUUAUCCACAACUUUGGCAAUCAAGUCAACCCAAGUGGCUCAUACGUCAAGCGACUCAAGCCCCCAAUCCAUGCAUUGCGUUUAUUGGUCUUGAGUGAAGGAGUAAACUACGGGUACAAGGUCGCACACUAAACAUAAUAUGACUAGAGGAAGAGGAGUCGUUGAAUCGUACUCUUUAACUUUUGUGCAUCUGAGUGUGGAUUAUAUCAUACAGUGAUGGGUUUAAUUAAAAAAAUUGAAAUCAUGUCAUGAGACCCACCAAGCCCUGUCUGUAACUUUAUGACACAAUCGUUCGUGUGUCUCUACUAAAUGCGUAUAUUUAACUUAUGUACCUUAUAUGUAUUUCUUAUAUCAAAACUAUUCAUAUCUUAUAAAAAUCUUACUAGGUGGCCAAACCCGGUUCAAUCCAUAAACUGGAUCCGGUUCGGUCCACUGAAUGCCCAAGACAUAGCUUGAAGCCCAUCUCUAUUUGAAGUUGAUAAACCACAUGCCCAAACCACACAUUUUACCAACAAGGAUGAAAACGAACAUUCCAUUUCCACUAAACCAUGAGGGGUGUUCCAGUAAAUAUAUCUACCUUCCUCCUCUCCUCCUUGAACCAUCGACCGACCCGACCCGACCUGUUCCGUUAUAUAUACACAGAAUGGGUAAAGCAAAGGUGAAAAUCUUGUACGUAGGUUUUAUAUCAUUUCAUACGAAGAGGAGAGAAAUGGCUAAUAGGAAGACCUAAAAAAUAAUAAUUUUCAUUUCGUAUACAAAGGUUUCGAAAUCUGAAUUAAAAAAAAAAAAAGA